ACGUCUUCGACGAUGUCAAAAUGACAGCAUUCGGCUCUCAGAUAUAAAUAAGCUUUUUGCUACUUUAUUAGUAAAGAACAACUAAUAUUUCUAUUAAGUGUUUGUUUAUUCUAACAAAAUGAUAAAAAAUAAAUUGCUGCCGUUGGUUACCUUAAAUCGUAGAUAUCUAUCGUUGAGCAACAGUUUGCAACAUAAAGCCGCAUACGAGGGUGAAGGUAAAACUACAGUUCGUGUUAUAAACCAGGAAACAGAUUUGGGAUUAAUGAUUGAUUCCUAUGGAACUUAUGGAUUUAGAUUAAAUAACGGUAUCACAGUACUUGGACCAAUUGCUAUAUUUUCUAGAACAAUCUUAUCAUGGCAGGUUGGAUCGUCAAGGGACAUAAAUGUGGAUUCGCUGAAAUUCUUUAAACUUUUGGAGCCCAAAAUAGAUUUGCUUGUGCUAGGUCUCGAGACUGAUGACAGGAAUGUGAUGCAAACCGUGUUUAAAGCGACUCGCGAAUUGAAAUUGAAUGUUGAGUUACAGACGGUAGAGCAUGCAUGCUCUACAUUUAAUUUUCUUAAUUCUGAAGGAAGGUCAGUGGCCGGAGCCUUAAUACCGCCGUUACAUCUGGAUGUGAACGAAAACGACAUGCUGCACUCGAAGCUGCAUUACGAGAAUCUAUAUAACAAAGAAAUUAAAUAGUCUCACGAAUUAUGUUCUUCAAAUCGAGUGAGACAGUUGUUGAAGAUAUUUUAAAUUUAGAUUUUAGACCUUAUAAAUACUAGAUUAGAAUCUAGUCGUUUCUAUGAGUUGUGUAAAUAAAGAAUUGCUAGUUUAUGAAUUAAAUAAUUAAAUAAGAGAAUUUGCGUUGAAGUAAAGAA
Molecule: messenger RNA, 861 nt
Organism: Danaus plexippus (monarch butterfly)
Lineage: Eukaryota; Metazoa; Arthropoda; Insecta; Lepidoptera; Nymphalidae
Product: NADH dehydrogenase [ubiquinone] 1 alpha subcomplex assembly factor 3
Exons: 6
Coding region: 119-682 (187 amino acids)
Biological process (GO): mitochondrial respiratory chain complex I assembly
Cellular component (GO): mitochondrial inner membrane
Source: RefSeq, a predicted model, not a curated record